This is a messenger RNA of Alternaria atra, 888 nucleotides long. RefSeq lists its product as uncharacterized. The record is from RefSeq and is a predicted model, not a curated record. The transcript has 3 exons. NCBI's taxonomy places the organism in Eukaryota, Fungi, Ascomycota, Dothideomycetes, Pleosporales, Pleosporaceae. The coding region runs from base 1 to 888 and encodes 295 amino acids.
AUGGCUACUUCACCCCACUCUCUAGCUGCCACUGCCGCCAUGAAUGCAGGUAUUCACAAUGAAGAGACGCGCCGAUCCUCUUCUGGUAGUAUGCGCAGGGACGUUGAGCGCGCACGUCGCCGAUCAAGCAUUCGAAUGAACCUCAACUUGAACGACCCGGCUAUCCCAGCACCUGGAGAGAUGCAGCAGAGUCCAUCUUCCCGUAGCAGGGGUCCAUGGCCGCAUAGUCCGCACCAUGAGCGUGCUCCUAGCCUGGGCGAGCUACAUCAAGAGCUAGAAUACGAGCAGGAAGGACAGGUGAACCGACUACUCAACAUGAUCCGUUCCCAGCAGGCCCAGAUCAACACGCUCCAGGCAAACCAGCAACAACCCUCUGCUUCCGCCGUCGACGACAGCACACCAACCUCGGAGCGCUCCAUGUCCAUACCUCCGCCGCUCUCACAAUCUACGCACAUCUCACCACCUAUCACUUCACCCUUGCCGAUUGCUGCACAACCACGGUCUCGCUCGCCCUUUGGUUUCGGUACCAUCAGUCGCCAAUCAUCCUUUGCCGACCGCUCACGCCACAGUAGCCAUGCCGGCUCCCCUGCUCUGCGUCCUGUACCAGGCCAGGCAGGAUCAUAUGAUCCCCACGAUAUGCUUCCCAGCCCAGCAGCGACUUCAAGAGAUGAAAGUGCCUUCUACCAGGCCGAGACCCAGAAUCUGACCCGGGAAAACCAGAUGCUGAAGCUAAGGAUAAGAGAACUUGAGCGCCAACUAGCAGACCAAAAUCUCACCAGCCAAGUCACCCAUUCGCCCACCGUCCACUCCGGCCUCGCUCCUGCUUCGACUCGCGAAAGCACGGACCAGGGUAGCGAUGGCGGUCAGCCGCCUGUGUCGACAGAGUAG